This is a messenger RNA of Erythranthe guttata (spotted monkey flower), 1767 nucleotides long. RefSeq lists its product as uncharacterized. NCBI's taxonomy places the organism in Eukaryota, Viridiplantae, Streptophyta, Magnoliopsida, Lamiales, Phrymaceae. The record is from RefSeq and is a predicted model, not a curated record.
ACACACAAACACACACACUCACAUAUGUCUUUUUCCUUGACGAACAUUCUCGUACUAUACGUUUUACUAGUGCUGAUAAUAUUGUACAUGGCUGGCUGCGUUGACGAGCCGAGCUUCAAGCACUAUUGCCGAGUAUGCAAGAAGGGUUUUAUGUGCGGCCGCGCCCUCGGCGGCCACAUGCGUGCCCACGGCAUCGGCGACGAGAGCGGCGGCAACCUCGACGACGACGACACCCUCAGCGAUUGGGACGGCCACCACAAAUUCGGCGGCGGCGGCGGCGAUGUUAGGUCUAACAAUAGCAACAAGAAGAUGUAUCAAUUGAGGACGAACCCUAACCGGUUGAAGAGUUGCCGAACAUGCGAGAAUUGCGGCAAGGAGUUCUUGUCGUGGAAGUCAUUUCUCGAGCACGGCAAGUGCAGCUCCGACGACGCCUCCGACUCGCUUGUUUCUUCCCCCGAGGAAUAUUCCGGCGACGACGGAGGGCGGCGCGGAGGAGGAGGGUGGUCGAAACGGAAGAGAUCCCUCCGUUCGAAAGUUGAUAAUAAUAGUAACUGCAUUAGUUCCCCGAGCGAGGACGAAGAUCUUCUUAUGGCGAGAUGCUUGGUACAAUUAGCCAACACCACCGUGGAACCGCCGCCGCCUGCGGCAGCAGCGGCCGAGCCGGAGGAGUCGUGCGCGUCGGCCAGCAGGGAGGAGGAGCGGCGGAACCCUAGAACGGCUUAUUUCGCACCGCCACCGAAGAACAUUAGGGCGGCGGCGGCGGCAACUACGUCUUUCGAUCAUCAACAGAAGGCGGCGAAAGGGCUGUUCGAAUGCAAGGCGUGCAAGAAAGUUUUCAAUUCCCACCAGGCGUUGGGCGGCCAUAGGGCCAGCCACAAGAAGGUCAAGGGUUGCUACGCCGCCAGACAAGAUCAAAUUACAGACGAACAAAACAACAACAACAACAACAAUGGUGGUGGUGGUGCUACGCUACUGCGGCCGCCGCAGCCGGAGGAUGACGUCAUCACGAAUGAAGAAAUGUUCGCGCCGUCGAAAUUCGAACAGGGCGGCGGCGGCCACCAUCCUCCACCGCCGGCGGCGCUUGUCGGAGCUGCUAGAAGAAAGUCGAAGGUGCACGAAUGCUCCAUUUGCCACCGGGUCUUCAAUUCGGGUCAAGCACUUGGCGGGCACAAGAGAUGCCAUUGGAUCACCUCAAAUAUUUCUCCAGCAGACACAACAACUUCUAAUUCCUUACCCAAAUUCCACUUCCAAGACAAUGCAGAUCCAAUUAUCCACGGUGGCAAUAAUACUAAUAACAAAUUUAAGGCUGACGUGUCGGACAAGCUGGACCUCAAUGUACCUGCAUGGGCACACGUGUCGGGAGUGAGGCGGGACCCACGGAACCCGUUGAGCUUCGAGGUGUCGACGGACAUGCAACUCCAAGUCGUCGGAGAGCAACUUAUAAAGAAAGACGAAAAUAAUAACAAAAGUAUUAAUUUGAGCAAAAACAAAGUGAAGAACGAAACGACGAAAUAUGAAGAUGAUGACGAAGAUGAAGCGGAUAGUAAGCUGAAGUUUGCCAAAUUGAGCGAUUUGAAGGAAAUGGAGACGAGUGGCAGUUCUUCGCAGUGGUUACAAGUCGGGAUUGGCUCGACGACUGAAGCUGCGGCUGCGGUAGUUGGUGGUGGUGGCAGCGGCUUUUCUGAUGCACCAAAAUCUGAUAUUUAUGAGCCAAAAGACACAUUUUAUAAUCAUCUUGUUUCAAAAUGUGGAGCUCGAAUUGGGUAA